AUGGCAUUGAAGAAUAAUUCUAGAAGAAACAUUUCAAGUGAUGGAAAACUUGAAUUGAGUUUACAAGAAUUCAAGAAAUGGCUAAAGAGAUUUGAUUUAAACAAAGAUGGGAAAAUAAGCAAAGAAGAACUACGUGAAGCUGUAAUGAAGAAUGGUGGUGGUUGGUUUAGCAAGAUAAAGGGAAGCUAUGGCAUGAGAAUUGCAGAUUCUAAUGGUGAUGGAUUUAUUGAUGAGAAGGAAUUCAAAAAUCUUGUUGAAUUUGCACAGAGGAAUUUAGGUGUUAGAAUUAUCUAA
This is a messenger RNA of Solanum dulcamara, 294 nucleotides long. Its product is annotated as polcalcin Syr v 3-like. The transcript has a single exon. The coding region runs from base 1 to 294 and encodes 97 amino acids. Gene Ontology annotation, molecular function: calcium ion binding. The record is from RefSeq and is a predicted model, not a curated record. Lineage: Eukaryota; Viridiplantae; Streptophyta; Magnoliopsida; Solanales; Solanaceae.